This is a messenger RNA of Ziziphus jujuba (common jujube), 3497 nucleotides long. RefSeq names its product receptor-like protein EIX2. The transcript has 2 exons. Gene Ontology annotation, molecular function: protein binding. The record is from RefSeq and is a predicted model, not a curated record. Bases 217 to 3237 code for a protein of 1006 amino acids. Lineage: Eukaryota; Viridiplantae; Streptophyta; Magnoliopsida; Rosales; Rhamnaceae.
UGGCUUGCUAUUAGCUGACUAAAAGUCGUGCAUUUGGCCUUUAAUCCUUGUUAGCUAGAUAUCAACCUUCCAGUUGAUCCACUGCCUAUAUAUAAAACAAAAGAGGUUCAGACGAGCAUAUAUAAAAGACUUAUUACUGUAAACAAAGAGAGAGAGAGAGAGAGAGAGAAAAAAAGAAAAAGAAAAGCAGGUAUUGAGAAUAAAACCGUUAAAUUUAUGUCUCAGUUGGCGGCCUUGAACAUGCCUAGGCAUCUAAAAAGAAUGGGAGAUCUUCUACUAAUCAUGCUGGCUUUCACCAUGUUCAGCACCAGUGUUGGAACUUCUGAGGUUGCAGGGUGUAUAGAGAGGGAGAGACAAGCUCUUCUCAGCUUUAAACAUGGCCUUUUAGAUAAAGGUAACUUUCUAUCCUCCUGGACAAGCUCCAAUGAAGAUUGCUGCACAUGGAGAGGCAUCAGUUGUCAUAACCAAACCAGUCAUGUUAUCAUGCUCAAUCUUCGUCAGGAUGUGGACCAGUACUAUCAAUUCAAAAGCAUCAAAGGUGAGAUUGGCUCUUCACUACUUGAAUUGAAAUAUUUGAAGCAUUUGGAUCUUAGUUACAAUAACUUUACUAGGAUACCAAACUUCAUUGGAUCUUUCACUAGCCUCAACUAUCUCAACCUCUCAUAUAAUUAUUUCAUGGUUGGUACAAUUCCUUCGCAGCUUGGGAAUCUCACGAACUUGCGUAUCCUUGAUCUUCGUGAUUCUAUUAAAACGAUUGACAGCCUUCGUUGGCUUCCUCAUCUCUCUUCUUUGAGAAUCCUCAAAUUCGAGAGUACCAAUUUCACCAAAGCCGUUGAUUGGCUUAAGUCCAUUAAAUUGGCAUCCUCCUUAUCAAGCUUAGAGUUGAGCUAUUGUGAAUUUCCUAAGAUAGAUGCUUCACUUAUUUCCCAUUUAAAUUCUUCUAAUUCUCUAAGAGAUCUUUCUGUAGCCGGCAAUGGAUUUCAUCCAACAAUUAUUCCUUGGCUGCUUAAUGUUAGUAGUAACCUAGUUAAUCUCAUUCUAUAUUACAAUGGAAUAGGUGGGUUAUUUCCAAAUUCUAUUCCAAAUAUGGAGUCUCUUGAACAUAUUGACUUGUCAGGAAAUUCACUCGAAGGUGGAUUACCAAAAUCUUUGGGGAACCUUUGCAACCUGAAAGUAUUGCUGUUGAAUAACAACGAAUUUAAUGGAACAGUUCAUGAUCUUUUAGGGAACUUGAGUGGGUGUGCUAAAAAUUCAUUAGAGAUUUUGGGCUUGAAUGGGAACCAACUUAGAGGGUCAAUUCCUGACAUGGAAACAUUCUCAUCUCUGCGGGAACUGUAUUUGGCUGAAAAUCAACUAGAGGGUCCGUUUCCAUUUAGCCUAAGCCAAAUUCACAAGCUCGUUGUCCUGCAUUUAUAUCAAAACUUACUAACUGGGUCAUUGCCUGAUCUUUCAAAACUUUCCUUCUUGAGAGAGUUGAGGGUAGGUAACAAUAAGUUGAACGGUAGCCUACCAAAAAGUAUCGGCCAGCUAUCUAAUUUGGUGAUCCUGGAUGUUUCUUCAAAUAAUUUUACCGGGAUAGUCUCUAAAUCUCUCUUGCAAAAACUUUUCAAACUGCAAGCAUUGGACUUAUCCUCCAACUCUUUCACAUUGAAUUUCAAGUCCAACGGGAUUCUCCCUGGAGCAUUAUCGAUCUUAAAAUUGAAUUCACUCAAAAUAGGACCUCGGUUUCCCAGCUGGCUUCGAACACAAUUGAAUUUGAGCUACCUUGAUAUCUCUGAUGCCGGUAUUUCUGAUGUUAUCCCUGACUGGUUUUAUCCUAUGGUUUCUAACUUAGAUUACUUAAAUCUAUCUUUCAACCAUAUCAAUGGCACCCUGCAAAAUUUUCCAAUGGGAUUUGUUCGACUCUCUACAAUUGAUUUGAGUUCCAAUCUAUUGCAGGGUACAAUCCCAUUUUCACUUGAUGCAACAUUUAUAAAUCUCUCCAAUAAUAAAUUUACAAGGUUCAGGUCAUUUGUCUGUAAGCUCACAGAUAGGAAGACAUGGUUUCUUGACAUCUCUUACAACAUGCUAACAGGAAGCUUUCCUGAUUGUGGGAUGCAUUGGACAGAACUAUACGUUCUAAAUCUGGAAAGCAAUCAUUUAUCAGGAAUCCUCUCCAGCUCAUUGUCUUCAUUGUAUAAUAUUAAAACAUUGCGUUUGAGGAACAAUAACUUCUCUGGGAUGAUUCCAUUGUUACAAAAUUGUACUGAAUUGCAAUUUUUAGAUCUUGGCAAUAACAAGUUGAGUGGAAACAUACCCACAUGGAUUGGUCAAACAAACCUGGUAGUUAUUCGCCUAAAAUCGAACAAAUUAAAUGGGAGCAUGCCUUUGGAUCUAUGUAAUCUUUCUUCUCUUUCGAUACUGGAUCUUUCUCUGAAUAAUAUAUCAGGAAAAAUUCCUGCAUGUAUUCAAAAUUUGACCGCUAUGGCUUACAAUAAAUGGCCAAUAUUUGAUAGUACUUUUUUAAGUUUUGGAUUUAAUUUUGGAUAUGAGAGCGACUUUGAAACAAGGUCCGCAAACAGGGCACUGUUAGUGUGGAAGGGAAUGGAGUAUCCAUAUGUAAAAAUUCCUGAACAGCUAAGAAUGAUAGAUCUAUCAUGUAAUGCAUUGGUUGGAGAAAUCCCAGGAGGAUUGACAAAUCUUCUACUUUUGGUUCAACUAAACUUGUCAAGGAAUAGUUUGAAUGGAACUAUCCCGCAGAAGAUUGGACAACUGCAUUGGCUAGAAUCCUUGGACUUGUCCCACAACCAGCUUUCUGAAGAAAUUCCUUCAAGUUUAACAAACAUAUCUUCUCUUGCUUUCUUGGACUUGUCGUAUAAUCAGUUAUCUGGGAGAAUACCUACAGGCACUCAACUCCAAAGCUUUAAUGCUUCUUCAUAUGAAGAAAACAGAGGACUGUGUGGGCCUCCUUUGACAAGUAUGUGUCCUGGAGAUGAAACACCACAACCUCCUUCAGAUUCAGGUGUUGUUGGCAAAAGUGAUUUUGAAGAUGGUGGAUUGUGGUUUGACAUGCUGUGGCUUUAUAUAGGAAUUGGGAUUGGAUUCAAUUUUGCAUUUUGGAGUGUUUGUGGGACUUUGUUAUUAAACACUUCAUGGAGAAGGGCAUAUUUUGGGUUCUUGAGUAACUUGGGAGAUUGGCUUUAUGUCACAGUUCGCAUUAAGUGGAAUAAUGUCCGAAAGGGAAGGCUUCAAAACUAGCAGCUCACACUCACUUCAUAUAUAUUGAACUUCAAGUGGCUGAAACAAUUGAAGACUGCAAAUUCUCUAGCUUUGGUGGUGGGUUGUGGCCCCAUUGAAACACUAGUUCCUUUUCCUCCUUUUUUAUUCUUUAUUUUUUAUUUUUGUAAUUUUGCUUUUUGAGAAUUCUAUGGUAACUUCAUGUCUGUCCCUUGAAUACUUUGUUUUGGCACUUUGGCCUUUGAAUUGAAAUCAUUAAAACUUUGUACACUAUGCUUCAA